AUGGGGACAGAAGAGCUUAAAGAGGAGAUCGACGCAAUUGAGGCCAUUUUUCCAGAGUCAGUGGAACAGAUCACGUCCGAAAUAUAUAAUUUUACCGUUCCGGAUCAUGCUGAGGUGACUGUUCAAAUGAGCUUCCCAACUGAGUACCCAGAAGAACCUCCAAGCAUUAUUCAAGUUAUAACCGGGGAUAUUAGAAAAUUUCCGGACAACAGUUACAUCGAACAACGCGUGAAUAGUAUAUUAAGUAACUUGUUCAAUACCGGGGACGUUGUGAUAUUCGAGUUUUUGGGAGAAGUGGAACAGUUCAUCGAAGAUUACGAACGCCAACAUGAAGAAGAAACGAAGAAACUAUCAGAGCAGAUGGAAAAGCUACGCCUAGAGCAAGCAAAACGGAAGCAGAUGAAAUUGCAAGACAUAAAGAGAGCAUCUGAUGGGGCAGAACUGGCAAGUGUACCAUCAGUAGAUGUUACUGCCGACUGGAUUCAAUCAGAACCAAUUCAUGACCGUGGUUCCACAUUUAUUGCAUAUGCCAAAGAAGUUCAUUCUGUCGCAGAAGCCAUUGAAAACUUUGAGCUCCUUCUCACAGAUCGCAAGAUUGCAAGGGCUAGUCACAAUAUGAAUGCAUGGAGGAUCAAAGGCGAGAAGAAUAUCACGUUUCUGGAUUGUGACGAUGAUGGAGAAACUGCAGCUGGUCUGAGAAUGCUACAUCUUCUUACGGUAUGUUACAUUUUUUCAUUUACUAUGUCUCGAACUACUAACACUGCAGAUCAUGAAUGCAUGGAACGUUAUCGUCGUUGUAAGCAGAUGGUUCGGAGGAACCCAUAUUGGGCCCGACCGCUUCAAACAUAUAAACUCCACCACACGUGA
This is a messenger RNA of Clavispora lusitaniae ATCC 42720, 867 nucleotides long. Lineage: Eukaryota; Fungi; Ascomycota; Pichiomycetes; Serinales; Metschnikowiaceae. The record is from RefSeq and is a predicted model, not a curated record.